CACUGUUACAAGAUGGACUCUAGCCCGGCUGGGACCCCCAGUCUGCAGCCCCCAAGGGCCAAUGGGAAUAUCAACCUGGGGCCUUCCGCCAACCCAAAUGCCCGGCCCACCGACUUCGACUUCCUCAAAGUCAUUGGCAAAGGAAACUACGGGAAGGUCCUACUGGCCAAGCACAAGUCCGACGGGAUGUUCUAUGCAGUGAAGGUGCUACAGAAAAAGUCCAUCUUAAAGAAGAAAGAGCAGAGCCACAUCAUGGCGGAGCGCAGCGUCCUCCUGAAGAACAUGUGCCACCCCUUCCUCGUGGGCCUGCGUUACUCCUUCCAGACGCCGGAGAAGCUCUACUUUGUGCUGGACUAUGUCAAUGGGGGAGAGCUCUUCUUCCACCUGCAGCGGGAGCGCCGGUUCCUGGAGCCCCGGGCCCGGUUUUACGCCGCCGAGGUGGCCAGCGCCAUUGGCUACCUGCACUCCCUCAACAUCAUUUACAGGGACCUGAAACCAGAGAACAUUCUUUUGGACUGCCAGGGACACGUGGUGCUGACGGAUUUUGGCCUCUGCAAGGAAGGUAUAGAGCCUGAGGAGACCACGUCCACGUUCUGUGGCACCCCUGAGUACCUGGCUCCAGAAGUGCUUCGUAAAGAGCCUUAUGAUCGGGCAGUGGAUUGGUGGUCCUUGGGGGCCGUUCUCUACGAGAUGCUGCAAGGCCUGCCACCCUUCUACAGCCAAGAUUUGUCCCAGAUGUAUGAGAACAUUCUGAACCAGCCGCUACGGAUCACUGGGGGCCUGACAGUGGCCGCCUGCGACCUCCUGCAAGCCCUUCUUCACAAGGACCAGAGGCAGCGGCUGGGCUCCAAAACAGACUUUCUUGAGAUAAAGAACCAUGUAUUCUUCAGCCCCAUAAACUGGGACGACUUGUACCACAAGAGGCUGACUCCACCCUUCAACCCUAAUGUGGCAGGACCUGCUGACUUGAAACACUUUGACCCAGAGUUCACCCAAGAAGCUGUGUCAAAGUCCAUUGGCUGCACUCCCGACACUAUGGCCAGCAGUUCUGGGGCCUCAAGUGCCUUCCUGGGAUUUUCCUAUGCACCGGAGGAUGAUGCCGUCUUAGAUUGCUAG
Mesoplodon densirostris (Blainville's beaked whale) is the source of this 1116-nucleotide messenger RNA. RefSeq names its product serum/glucocorticoid regulated kinase 2 (gene SGK2). The record is from RefSeq and is a predicted model, not a curated record. The transcript is spliced from 12 exons. Gene Ontology annotation, biological process: protein phosphorylation. Bases 13 to 1116 code for a protein of 367 amino acids. Gene Ontology annotation, molecular function: protein serine/threonine kinase activity; ATP binding. NCBI's taxonomy places the organism in Eukaryota, Metazoa, Chordata, Mammalia, Artiodactyla, Ziphiidae.